Abrus precatorius (Indian licorice) is the source of this 2965-nucleotide messenger RNA. RefSeq names its product protein WHAT'S THIS FACTOR 9, mitochondrial. The record is from RefSeq and is a predicted model, not a curated record. The transcript has 3 exons. The coding region runs from base 305 to 1522 and encodes 405 amino acids. Gene Ontology annotation, molecular function: RNA binding. Lineage: Eukaryota; Viridiplantae; Streptophyta; Magnoliopsida; Fabales; Fabaceae.
AUGUUUAAUCUUGCUAAGGAAGCGAAGCUCGCUAGAGAAGGUGUUGUCAAGGCUCCAAAUUACGCCCUCGCUAGCAUCUGCAAAAGCCUCGUCGCCGGUGGAGUCGCUGGAGGAGUAUCACGUACUGCAGUUGCUCCACUGGAACGCUUAAAAAUUUUGCUACAGGUUAAACUCUGUGUUUUUACUCCUAUCUCUUGUAUUCAGUCAAUGCUGAGCUAAGUAGUUGUCAAUUAAAACCUGACUAUUUUUACUACCUUCAUUGUUCAUUUUACUGGAAAUUGCUUCUUUGAAGUUUUGUCACUCAAUGUUCUUCAACUUUAAGAAAAUUAUACUAUCCUUUAAAUACAAGAUCCAUAGUGUUCCUUCCUUGCACAUCCAAAGGCACAGUUAUGUGAAUGUGUACAUGAAUUGGAAAAAAGAUUCGUACUAUGACUCAAUUGAGCACAUCCAUCAGUCCAUUCACCUCAAGCCGGUCAUUGCUCUUAAAAACUGCAUUGCCCAGGAUCCCAAUGGAUGCAUUCCUAUCUCUGCAGUGUCAAAGAGGGGAUUGGUGUUAGAUGUGCCCAUGAAGGUUGCAAGAUUUAUGAGGCAAUAUCCAUCCAUUUUUGAGGAGUUCACGGGUCCCAAGUACAAUCUACCUUGGUUCAGGUUGACAUCAGAAGCUGCUAAAAUUGACAGGGAUGAGAAGAGAGUAUAUGAAGAAUGCAGGGAGGACCUACGAUCCAGGUUGAGGAAGUUGAUAUUGAUGACCAGAGAGAAUGUUCUUCCUUUAAAGAUAAUUCAAGGGAUGCAGUGGUAUUUGGGCUUGCCAAAUGAUUUCCUGCAGCACCCAGAACAAAAUCUUGAUGACUCUUUCAAGUUUGUGGAGAUGGAAGAUGGAUUGAAGGGGUUGGCUCUUGAAAGGGGGGAAAAGAUUUAUUCUGUAAUGGAGAAGAAUGCCAUGAAAAGAGGUUUGUACUUUGGCGGCCCGAUGGAGGCCAUUGAGUUUCCAUUUUUUCCAUCAAAGGGUUUAAGGUUGAGGAGGAAGAUAGAGAACUGGCUAGAUGAAUUUCAGAAGCUUCCUUAUAUUUCACCUUAUGAUGAUUUCUUGAAUUUGGAUCCAAACAGUGACAUAGCAGAGAAAAGACUUGUGGGGGUUCUACAUGAACUGCUCUCCCUUUUUGUUGAGCAUUCAGCAGAAAGGAAGAAGCUCUUUUGCCUCAAGAAGCAUUUUGGUUUGCCACAGAAAGUGCACAGAGUGUUUGAGCGGCACCCUCAUAUGUUUUAUCUUUCUUUCAGGAACAAGACUUGUACAGUCAUUCUUAAGGAGGCUUACAGUAAAAUAUCACCUAUUGGGGAGCAUCCUCUACUGAGGGUGAGGAAGAAAUACAUCAAGUUGAUGAAGGAAUCAGCAGUUAUUUUGAGGAACAGGAGGGUGAAUAAUCGGUUUUCUAAUUGUAGUUCUAAAAUGGGUUUAGAUUCAAAAGAUCUGGAUGAAAGGGGACAUGAGAUGGCAAGUUUUUCUUUGGACCAAGUUGUGUGAAAAUUUAUAGAACAAGACUUGAGGUUGCUUUAUCAGAAGGCAUACAUGAAGUUUUUACCAACAGAAAGAGAUACUAGUAGCUGACGUAUAACCAUUAGUUGAAAAUGCCUAUAAGCUGUUUUCAAGCACAUAUAUGUACAUAUAUAUACGUACUUAUGCUGUUAGGUAAAGAUACGUGAAUGAUCUUAUAUUAUAUUUCUAACUCAAUCCUUGUUGAUCUGAUUCUAAUAAAGGAGGUUGGCCUGUGCAUUGUCCACGCUUUAAGCCCAAGGGCUCUUACAUGAGGGGGCAUGUUGGAAAUAUAAUGUAAAACUAUUUAUGUCUUUUCCUAACAGCUUAAGCUCUUGGAAUUGUUAGUUCAUUACACGGACACACAAACAUAUCUUUGUUUAUUAGUUUUAGAAACAUGCCUGAUCUACUCUGUUGAAUUGUUAAACCUUACAUGUUUGGUGUUGUCAAUGUUUUAUAGGCACAGCCUUGUAUGUUCUACUUUGUGGCUGUACUUGCUAGCAUACCAUAACAUUGUAUUUGUUCUUUGGCAAAACAUGUUUUCAAGCCUUUUCUGACUUGAUUUUAUUUUUGCCCUGCCAUAAGUUCUUGACAUGUGAAGUCUCUUUGUUGCCUAUGAUCUGCAAUUCUAAUCUGCCUCGCUCAUGGUGGAAGUGAACAUUCCAAGCAUGCUUUUAACCAAAAAUUUGGAAUGUGGGAAUAGUGCUCCACUAGAACUCUCCAGUUAUUGAAUGCAUUUGUUGGUUGAGAUGAAUCAAAAUCUGCUCAAUAUUUUGCCUCAAAUUUACAGGUAUGAUUGACAUUAUUGUUGGUGGUGGUUUUUCAGUUAGUGAACAAGGUUCUGAUAUUGAUGUGUUAUACUUUGACAAAGCUGCUGGAAUGGACACAGGACCUAUCGUUGUUCAAUUUUUACACUGAACCUCAAACAGAUAAUAGUAAUCUAUCCCGCAUGAGUAAGCGUGGAAAGUUAAACAAGAAUCUAGAGCUACUAUUCGUGGUCAUUUUGGUUUGCAUCAACACGAAUCCAGCCCUUUUUUGUCCUGUCUAUUAAUUUGUUUUCAUCCCGGUACUCCUAGCAUGUUUGGAUGGAAAGAAAUAAAACUUUUUGAAUUUUGAAAAUUUUUACUAUUUAGUUGAAGAGAGAACGAAGAGCUGAGUAAAGAAAAAGAAAUUAAAAGUUUUCUCUCAUCCUUUAUUUUCUUUCCACUUUUGCAAAUUUAAUUUGGUUAUGUUGGAUUUAAAAUGUCUCUGCGAUGUCCCAGAUGGUCUGCUUGAAUUGUGAACAGAAGAAGUAUCCCCUUUCUUUCCAUUUUAAUUUUAUCUGUUUUUUAGGUCAAAGUUUAUUCAUUUUUAGAGUAAACUAUACUUCUUUCCAGUGAAAGAAGCUUAAAUUACACUGUUAUUUCUUUUUAUUUAAUACAUGAGUUUCUUAAU